AUGGCAGGAUUAUACUGCAAGCAGGCAGAUAUUUUGAAAACUCUUGUAUACGCUUUAUUUGGCUGUCAAACUUAUAGGCUUCUACCUGAAGUUUCGAACAAUUUAUUCCACGAUAACGGUGUAGCUUGUGGAAUAUUACCUGGAUUAACAAGAAAGCAAAAUAACUUAUGUAUGCGCCAUCGUACAGCUAUGCGUUAUGUUGUUAAAGGUCUGAAAGCUGCCAUAAAUGAAUGCAAAAAUCAGUUUCGCGAUGAACGAUGGAAUUGCUCAGCUAAUCGAAAGGGAUUUGCAAUUUCUCAUCUUAGAGUGGGAAGCAAGGAAUCAGCAUUUGUUUUUGCUCUGUCAUCAGCAGCUGUGAGUAGAGCCAUAGCUCGAGCAUGUGCUCAAGGUGUUAUUUCAAGCUGUAGCUGUGGUAAAUAUUCGAAUCGUCUCAACAAAAAAUUUAUAUGGGCUGGAUGCUCAGAUAACGUAAAAUAUGCAAAUAAUUUUGGACGUAAAUUUAUGGAUGCAGCUGAUUUGAUUCAUACGAAUGAUGCACGAUCAAUGAUGAAUUUGCACAACAAUCGAGUUGGGCGAAAAGCUGUGAUGAAUGGCAUACAUCGUGAAUGCAAGUGUCAUGGUGUCAGUGGCUCAUGCACUAUGCAAACAUGUUGGAAAAUUGUGCCAAGAUUAGAAGAAAUUGGCUUAUUCUUAAGGAAAAAGUAUUCACACGCUGCUAAGGUCACUGUAUCACUUAAAAGUAAAAGUCUAGUGUCACGGAUGGAGCGAAUAGGAACUCGUGCGGAGAGAUAUUUGCAUGAAUUUGGAAAGACAUUACCAUUAGAAAAUGAACUUGUUUAUUUGGAUGAUUCGCUUGAUUAUUGUAAAGAAGAUAAAUUAAAUGAUGUACGAGGUCCGCAGGGUCGUGAAUGUUUUGGGAAAUGUGAAACAAUUUGCUGUGGACGAGGCUAUGAAACAAUUCGCACAGUAAAAGAGGAGCAGUGCAGUUGUAAAUUCAUAUGGUGCUGCGAAGUAAAAUGUGACACAUGUCAUUACAUUGUUAGUCGUAACUUCUGCAAUUAA
Molecule: messenger RNA, 1062 nt
Organism: Thelazia callipaeda (thelaziosis nematode)
Lineage: Eukaryota; Metazoa; Nematoda; Chromadorea; Rhabditida; Thelaziidae
Source: the annotation of a GenBank genome assembly